Messenger RNA from Ostrea edulis (European flat oyster), 1444 nucleotides. RefSeq names its product multimerin-1-like. Lineage: Eukaryota; Metazoa; Mollusca; Bivalvia; Ostreida; Ostreidae. The transcript is spliced from 2 exons. Gene Ontology annotation, molecular function: protein binding. Bases 362 to 1198 code for a protein of 278 amino acids. The record is from RefSeq and is a predicted model, not a curated record.
UCGUAUUGUGUCUUUUCUCUUACUUCUGUACAUGUUGUGGGAUUUUGAUACAUGGACCCUCUAACUCAUCGCAUGCAAACGGGAUUACUUCUCAUGAAAGUAGCACAGACUAUUCAUCAACUCAACAAAAGUUAGAACAAGAAGUGACUGAACUCCAAAAUAUAGUUGCUAAAUUGUCGGCAAAAAUAUCAGCUGUGGAACAGAAUAAUAUUGAAAUGCAAUCCUUGAAGGCACAACAAAACGAGUCAAUCAAAAAAUUGUCCGAUUUGGAAAAAGAAAAUAUAGAUAUGUGAUAAAUGCGUCGAAGCAGAUUAUUCAGCAUCUCAACCGUAGUUUUACGUUACAACAAUAUGAAAGUAGAAUGUUAGCAAUACAACUUGCCUCCAUGGAAUCUGACUUGAGAACAUUGAAUAACGCGUCAAAUAAAACGAAUAACGAUGUGUCAAAUUUAUCCAACAUAACAUUAGAUAUCAGGCACACAUUGGGGGAAAAUAAUGAACAGGGUCAAAACAGUACGGGACGUCUGAUCGAAAUCGAACGCAUCAUGAAUAAAACGAACAAUGAUGUGUCAAAUCUAUUCCACAUAACAUUGGAUAUCAAGCACACAUUAGGGAGAAAUAAUGAGCAGGAUCAAAACAGUACGGGACGUCUGAACGAAAUUGAACGUGUCAUGAAUUAUCUGAAAGCUCAACUUCGGUCUUCUGCUGUAUCGUUUAUUGACAUGGAGAGGAGAACAGACCAGAUGAACAGUUCCAUGGUAUUACUGAAUACAACACUUCUAAAUUUCCAGAAAGAAUAUUCCGUAAAAGUGGCCUUUACUGCAGGAAUGCCGUCAUCCAGCAGCACCUUUUCAGGCGGAACGUUGGUGUUUCCUUCCGUCAUCACCAACAUUGGAGGCGGGUAUAACCCAAGCACCGGGAUAUUUUCAGCUCCCAAUGACGGUCUCUACGUGUUUUAUGUCAGUGGUCUUGAAAGUGGUUCAAGACAUCUUGGAUUAGACAUACAUGUAGUUUUGAACGGAGUAUCUAAGGUUAGAUUAGUCGAUGAUAGGGUAGCGUCUUACCAGACAGUCACCAACAUGGUGGUGUUGAAUCUCCAGCAGGGUAACAGAGUGUGGGUGAAACAUAUGAAUGCUAACGGUUAUUAUUCUGAAAGUGUGCCUAUUACGACAUUCUCUGGCUUUCAGAUACACGUAUAACUGUUUAACAUAGAUGCUAUCAGCAAAUAACUUAGUAGCAAAUGUUAAUUUGACAAUGUACCCUUUUCUGACUUUUUCCAAGUUGUACAUAUGUUUGGGUCUAUUUUUUAUAUGCCAAAUAUGCGAUAAUUUGUCACUAGUCAUAAUAUGUCAGAUGACACAUUUUUUGUUCUCAGGUGCUAAUUUUGAGAUGUGACAAUUUGUCAUUAUACAUUGUCUGUACAUUUUACUUGUAUGUAACUUUUA